AUGGUUAACCACGCCGGUUCAUCAGUUUCCAGCAAUGCCCUGUUCGCUGGUGUCGUCGCCUUGGCCAGUGUCGUCGUCUACUGGUACAUGUCCACAACAGAGGAGCAGCGGGCCGAACAGGCCGCCCAGCUGAAGGACAAGGCUAACGAAGUUGCCGCCCAGGCAACCGCUGCCAAGGACGAGGCCAUCAAGGAGGCCAAGGAGCUCGGCGAAGAGGCCCAGCAGAAGAUGUCCGAGGCUUCGGAGAAGGCCAAGCAAAAGGCCAGCGAGGUCGCCGAUCAAGCCCGCGAGCUCGCCGCCGAGGGUCUCGAUAAGGUCGACCAAGGUAUCGACGCCGCCAAGGAUGGUCUCCAGAAGGCCAAGGAGAACCUUGAAGUGACUGCUGAGAACGCUAAGAAGGGCGCUGAAAAGAUGGCUGGAGAUGUGAAGGAGGGUGCCGAGAAGGCUAAGGACAACAUCAAGGCCGCUGCUAAGGAUGCCAAAAAGGCAGCCAAACACACCGCCGAGAGUGCCAGGAAGGGUGCCGAGAAGGUCGCUGACGAUGUCAAGGACGGUGCCGAAAAGGUCAAGGGUAACUUCAAGGCUGCCGCAAAGGACGCUAAGAAGGGUGCUGAGAAAGUUGCUGAUGAUGUUAAGGAUGGCGCUGAGAAGGCUAAGAAGCACACCAAGGAUGCUGCUAAGGAUGUCAAGAAGAGCGCUGAGGAUGCUGCUCAUGACGUCAAGCACGAUGCUGAGAAGGCGAAGAAGCACGCUAAGGAUGCCGCACAUGACACGAAGAAGGGAGCCGAGGAUGCCGGCAAGCAUGUCAAGAAGCAAGCCGACGAGGGUGUCAAACACUCGAAGGAGGCCGUUAAGGAUGCCGCUGAUGAAACUACCGAUGACUUUGAGGAUGCCACCGACGAUUUUGAGGAUGCCCGCGAGCACGUCAAGGGCGAGGCGAAGAAGGCUAAGAAGGGAGCUGAGCAUGCUGCCCAUGAUGUUAAGAACGCCGCUAAGGAUGCCCACCACGAUGUUAAGCAUGCCGCGAAGGAUACCCACAAGGAUGUCCACAAGAACAACAACGGUAGCCAGCAUCACACCAAUAACCUCAAGACUUUCGCCAACCGCGGUGCCCAAGCCGAGCACAACUCGGACGACAACCAUACCAACGUCCCCCAGUCUGACAGCGGCAACCGUAGCAAGGCUUCCCAGGCCAUGGACAAGUUGGAGGACCCCUCCCACCAUGUCAUCGAUGUUGAGCACUCCGAGUUAAGGGUCGAAGCUCCCGAGUUCCACCCCAAGCACGUCGUCGCUUAA
Molecule: messenger RNA, 1296 nt
Organism: Linnemannia hyalina
Lineage: Eukaryota; Fungi; Mortierellomycota; Mortierellomycetes; Mortierellales; Mortierellaceae
Source: the annotation of a GenBank genome assembly